This is a messenger RNA of Ceutorhynchus assimilis (cabbage seed weevil), 1898 nucleotides long. The record is from the annotation of a GenBank genome assembly. NCBI's taxonomy places the organism in Eukaryota, Metazoa, Arthropoda, Insecta, Coleoptera, Curculionidae.
GGUGGUUUCAUUGCCUGUGUUGUUUAUUUAUGUUUGUAUUUGUUAAUUUUAAAACUUCUAUUAGCCAUCAAUGAGGAUUCAAAACUCUAUGUUCAUUGAAUCUCACAAAGCACUUAACAACUACAUCUUCUAGCACUGGAUAAUUUUCUCAGUGAAAUAGGUAUUUCAAUGCAAACUAAAAAUCAUGCCUGUAGACAUAAAAGAAUUGACUGAAGGUUGGCUAGAGCUUGAAAGUGACCCAGGUUUGUUUACUCUCCUUUUAGAAGAUUUUGGAGUUAAAGGGGUCCAAGUAGAAGAAAUUUACGACCUUAAUAAGCCUCUAGACAGUCAAGUCUAUGGCUUUAUUUUCCUAUUCCGUUGGGUAGAAGAACGAAGAUCAAGAAGAAAGGUUGUUGAACAAACUGAAACAUUUUUCGUUAAAGACGAAGAUGUAGUCAACAGCAUAUUUUUUGCCCAGCAAAUGGUGCCCAACUCAUGUGCCACUCAUGCCUUAAUUUCCAUAUUACUGAAUUGUCCCAAUAUUCAUUUGGGGGAUACACUAUUUCGGCUAAAAGCACACACUCAUGGCAUGUCACCAGAGAAUAAGGGCUGGGCAAUUGGUAAUACUCCAGAAUUAGCUUGCGCUCAUAAUUCACAUGCUAUGCCUCAAGCUAAGAGAAGGUUGGAGAAAAGUAGUAGUGUAUCCACUGGAAGAUUCACAGGAAGAGGUGAAGCUUUCCACUUUGUAAGUUUUGUUCCUAUAGGAGCACGGCUCUAUGAACUGGAUGGCCUAAAGCCCUUUCCAAUAGACCAUGGACCAUUUAGUGAACAAGAUUGGACAGACAAAUUUAGAAGCGUUAUUCAGGAACGUUUGGGCAUUACAGCAGAUGAAUAUAAUGAAAUAAGAUUCAAUUUAAUGGCAGUGGUUCCUGACAGAAGAUUAGCUAUUCAGCAUAAGUUGAAAAUGUUGAGAACAAAUAAACAAAUUGUUCUUGAUGCUCUACAACAAAUUGUUAAAAUUAAAGAUAAAGGUAGUGGUAAAACUGAAACAGCUGCAGGAGCAGGAGAACCAACUAAACCUGUCAAGACUGAAGAUAUUAAGACAGAAACUCUGGAAGUAAAACAGGAAAUUAAACCUCCAAUAGAAGAACCCAUUCCAACUAACAGCAACACUUUGACACUUUGCCCAUUGGAUUAUUCCACUCCUUUAACAAUUCAAACAUCUCCAGCUCCAAGUACUUCUGGAACAGACACUCCUUCAGAUAUAGGCUCAAGUUCUGCAUUUAAUUCUCCCACUCAGGGUUGGAAUUGGGCAAAUGCUGCUCAAAACAGCCCUAAUUCAAGAGACUUGAAGAGAUUUGUUGUUCUUAGAAUGGCAGAACAGGAGAAAAAUAAUUCAAUAGAGAUAAAUAAGUCUCCAGAGAAAAAAUCUAGCAGUGGAGUGGUUCAUGCGAGAGUACACACUAGUGAUGGUGAUCCUGUUAUAGCUGAAAAGAAAAAUCAAGAUAUUCUGGAACCACAUACUUUUGCACCAAAAGAUCUGCUUUCAUUAUUGCGCAAUUUAGAAAAUGAAAUAUGCCUUUGUGAAAUGAGCUUGAAGGAUGAAAAUGAUAAACAAAAUAAAUAUAAAGUAGAUGAUUGCAGAAGGACUCACAACUAUGAUGAAUUUAUUUGCACAUUUCUAUCUAUGCUUGCUGAACAAGGAAAAUUGGCCGAUUUAGUGGAGCAAAAUCUCAUCACGCCCAAAAGACCCAGUACAGGAAUACCAGCACCAAAAAGUGUUAAAGUAACUAAAAAAGAAGGAAGUAAUAGUGGGAGAAAAAAGAAAAAAGGACGCUCUAAAGUUAAAAGAAGGAGAUAAUGGAUUACUUAUUUUUUCCUUCAAAUAAAUUUAGUAAUAUAAUAAUCAGAGAUAAACA